Messenger RNA from Helobdella robusta, 1396 nucleotides. RefSeq lists its product as hypothetical. The record is from RefSeq and is a predicted model, not a curated record. Lineage: Eukaryota; Metazoa; Annelida; Clitellata; Rhynchobdellida; Glossiphoniidae. Bases 1 to 792 code for a protein of 263 amino acids. The transcript has 7 exons.
AUGACUGGCACCAGUUUUGGAGGACAACGAAGGAACCGGAAAACAUUCAACAUUCUACCUUCUUCGAAUGGACGACGUGCCAAGAUGAGUGGGGACGAGAAAAAAAUAAAAUGUGACGAGGAGAAGUCGCAGAAACGAAAACUUGAUGCCGGCAGUGAUGCGGUGAAGUCGGCUAAUGAUUGGGAACAUGUCGACCUCGGAGACGACAGCAGAAAGAAUAAAUUUCUUCGAUUGAUGGGUGCUAGCAAGAAAGAGCACCAUGGUAAAAUUGUCAUCGGCGAGAAGACUUCCUCGCACGGUCGAUCCAAGGAAGAAGCAGAGAAGCUUUCAGAAGAUCUGGAGGAGCAGUACAAGCAAGGGCUGGAGAUGAAGCUCUCGGGCCACACGAGGAAACACGUGGGCCUCGGCUUUCAAGACGACAACGACGACGAUGGUGGCAACGGCAGCAGCGGCAACAACCUCAGCAGCAGCAGCAAGAAAAAUGACGACGACGACGAUGAAGACCACCGACCUCCCGGCCAACGUCAUCGUCACAGGAAGACGAGUAGAGAUAGCAAUAAAAAGAGAGAUCAAAACACUCAGGACGAUGAUACUAGCAAUAAUGAUAACAAUAAAAUUAACAAAAGUAGAGAUAACAAAGAGGAUAGGAAGAAGAGUAAAGAUGACUCUGAAAGUUCCAGUAAGAAGGGAGAUAGGGAUGAAACUGGAAAGACAAAAGAUAAUGAGAAAAGUGAGGGUAAAAGUACCACCGCAAAAAAGUUUGGUCUUUUUGUUAAGGCGGGUGAUCUAUGAAAAAAAAAACUGACUGGAGAUGAUUUACUUUGUGGUGCAACUGAUGCUUCGUGUGUCUGGUUUUUAUGUUAGAGUGGGGUGUAAUGUUUAUGAACUCCUAUAAUCGUUACUUCAUCUAUUUUAUUUUAUUUUAUUGAAAAAUAAUUUUACGACUGACUGGUUAUUAUUGUUUAAAAAUUUGUGUGUGUUUGUUUGUGUGUGUGUGAUGUUAUGUUUUUAAGCAUAGAAACUACAAUUAUUAUUAUUAUUAUUAUUAUGUUUUGUUCCUUCUCUUAAAUUAUAAAGUUAGCAAUGAAUAUAGAAAAUUAUUGCUUCGCGCACAUCUGCAGCAACAACUACAACGGGAUAACAUUUUUGUUCCCUGUCCAAACAACAGUGGAGGAGGUUCUUCAAAAUCAAGUUUCACAACUCGAGAAUAAAAUAAGUUAUAAAUGUUCCUGGAACGCAAACUUCAAAAAAAAAAUAUUGGAGAUUCAACUUUAAUGACAAAUCGUUACGAAAAAACAUCGUAUCAACCCCGGGACAGCUUUCUUCAUCGUAGUUUCUUUCCUAAGCAGUUGUAUCACCUUUGGACCCGAUUUUGUUGCGAAUUGAAAAUAUUUUU